AUGGCUCACCAAUCCCAAGACUUCUCGCUACUGGACGCCAGUAUCUCCGAGCUCCAAUGCGCGCUUUCUUCGGGGUUGCUCUCUAGCGUAGGCUUAGUAUCACGAUACCUACGACGAAUCAGCGUCUACGACGCAAACAAUCUAAAUCUCACUGCCAUCCCAGUCUUGAACCCAUCCGCCCUCGACGAAGCAGCCGCUUCCGAUGCCCGACGCGCAGCUGGUCUACCGCCUCGUCCAUUGGAGGGUCUCCCCUACCUCGCAAAAGACAGUAUUAAAGUCAAGGGCAUGACUGUUGCAAGCGGAUCACCUGCAUUUGAGACCCUCAUCGCCAACGAAGAUGCUGCCUGCAUCAAACUUCUCCGUGAGGCCGGUGCCGUGCUUCUCGGCCGGACGAACAUGCCCGCCAUGGCGUACGGUGGGAUGCAACGUGGGUGUUAUGGGCGUGCUGAAAGUCCUUAUAAUACUGCGUACCUGGCUGCGGCGUAUGCUUCCGGUUCAUCAAAUGGAUCAGCCGUCGCGACGGCUGCCAAUUUUUGUGCUUUUUCUCUAGGCAGCGAGACUGUUUCUUCAGGUCGCUCACCGGCCUCGAAUAAUGCCAUUGUUGCAUACACGCCUUCGAAAGGCCUUCUUCCUCUCCGCGGUGUCUGGCCACUCUACUUGACCUGUGAUGUCCUAGUGCCUCAUACCAGGACCAUGGCAGAUAUGUUCCACGUCCUAGAUGUUCUAGCCGUGUCCGAUGAAGCCCCAAUUGGAGAUUUCUACCAGGAACAAAAGAUUGUCUCCCUGCCUUCAAUCAAUACACUUCGACCAAAGUCUUUUUCAGAAUUACAAGAUGGUACAUCCUUGCGCGGGAAGCGUAUUGGUGUACCUUCAAUGUACAUCGGAGGCGACGACUCUUCCCUAUCCCCAACUAGCAAAGUCAACACCCGGCCCUCCAUAAUCAAGCUAUGGCAGAACGCCAGAAAGAUCCUUGAGUCCUGCGGUGCGGAGGUGAUCGAAACGGACUUCCCACUUGUGACAACCUACGAAUCAAACGCAGACAAGGGCCAACUCGUCACCGUCGCAGGACUACCAGAAGGCUGGUCCGCGCUGGAGCGGAGUGAGCUCGUCGCGCAUAUCUGGGACGACUUCCUGGUUAACAACGGCCAAAAGAGUCUCGAGACUCUUUCUCAGGUCGAUCCAACGACUAUCUUUCCGCUUGCGCCAGGGUCUCUGAAGGGUGCGCCCGAUGCGGCUAAUGCGCUGCGGUGGGAUGAGAUGGUUAAAUACCCGCACCGGAAGCCGGCGUCUGUUUUCGAGAUCCCCGGUAUUCAACAAGCAAUCCAGGCUCUUGAGAAUGCGCGCAAGGAGACUCUUGAGGACUGGAUGGAUGAGCUUGGGCUUGAUGCAGUGGUUUUCCCGGCUAAUGGUGAUGUCGGGGCUGCUGAUGCGGACUGCGAUGAGACGGCUUCACGGUUUGCGUGGAGUAAUGGCGUCAAGUACUCCAAUGGAAACAGACCCAUCCGUCAUCUUGGUGUGCCUACUAUCUCUGUUCCUAUGGGUAUCAUGGAAGAUACGGGGAUGCCGGUGAAUCUUACCUUCGCUGGGAAGGCAUAUGAUGACAACAGUCUGCUUAAGUAUGGCUUUGCUUUUGAGGUGGCGAUGAAGGGCCGUGUUCAGCCACCGCUUGUGCCUGCUCUUGACUCGGAUUGCCUCAAGGGUGGUCAAGACCCUCGGCCAUGGGCUUCUCGGUCGACCGUUGAGCUGGUGGUGGAGACUCAAGUGAAGGAGAUUCACGAUUCGAUGGUUGUGGUCCAGAUCCAGGGAUCGGUGGGACUCAAGGGCUCCGAACUGAGGAAUAUGGAGUGCCAUAUCAACGGUCAACCAUUCAAGCCGGUCAUAGAGGACGAUAGAUGGUUUAUCAUGGCUUCCUAUCCCGCAUCGGAACGUGACCAACCCUGGAAGAGAUGGUCGAGUCCUACUUUAACACAGACCAUCGUAGUUAUCACAGCUCAUACGAAAGAUGACUCGACAACGGGCACGCUGAUCUUAUUAUGA
Messenger RNA from Penicillium samsonianum, 2037 nucleotides. RefSeq lists its product as uncharacterized. The transcript has a single exon. The coding region runs from base 1 to 2037 and encodes 678 amino acids. NCBI's taxonomy places the organism in Eukaryota, Fungi, Ascomycota, Eurotiomycetes, Eurotiales, Aspergillaceae. The record is from RefSeq and is a predicted model, not a curated record.